CGGCGCCGCGUCCACCUGCGUCUCGUCGCUCCGCCGCCGCUCUCCGUCCUCCGCGCCGGCCCUCGGGGCGACUAUGGUCUCGGGCGAUGGACGCGCGCAGAGCUGGACAUGCCUUUGAGAACCUGAUUGAAACCUUAAAGGACAGUUCACAGAAGAAGUUCUUCAAUGUACCUAAACUUGGAGGCACCAAGUAUGAUGCUCUGCCUUACUCAAUACGGGUCCUGUUGGAAGCUGCUGUACGAAAUUGUGAUGGCUUUUUAAUGAAAAAGGAAGAUGUUUUGAGCAUUUUAGACUGGAAAACCAAACAAAGCAAUGUUGAAGUGCCCUUUUUCCCUGCCCGUGUUCUUCUUCAAGAUUUUACUGGAAUACCGGCAAUGGUGGAUUUUGCUGCUAUGAGGGAGGCAGUGAAAACACUUGGAAGCGAUCCUAAGAGAGUCCAUCCUGCCUGUCCUACAGAUCUUACAGUUGAUCAUUCCUUACAGAUUGACAUCAGUAAAUGUGCUAUACAGAAUGCUCCAAAUCCUGGAGGUGGGGACCUUCAGAAAGCAGGAAAGUUCUCUCCUCUAACAGUACACCCUAAGAAGCUUCCCUGCAGAGGCCAGACGACUUGCCGGGGAACCUGUAAUUCUGGAGAACUAGGCCGAAACUCAGGAAAAUUUUCGCAGAUUGAGAACAUACCUAUUCUGUGUCCUUUCCAUUUGCAACCAGUGCCUGAACCUGAAACAGUGUUAAAAAACCAAGAAGUAGAAUUUGGCAGAAAUCGAGAGAGGCUUCAGUUUUUCAAGUGGAGUUCAAAAGUGUUUAAAAAUGUGGCUGUGAUCCCUCCUGGAACUGGAAUGGCUCAUCAAGUCAACAUAGAGUAUUUGUCAAGAGUGGUCUUUGAUGAGAAGGACUUCCUCUUCCCUGACAGCGUCCUCGGCACAGACUCACAUAUAACCAUGGUGAACGGUUUGGGGAUUUUGGGGUGGGGGGUUGGAGGAAUCGAAACAGAAUCAGUCAUGCUUGGUCUGCCUGUUUCCUUCACUUUACCAGAAGUGGUUGGAUGUGAGUUAACUGGCACUUCGAACCUUUUUGUUACAUCCAUAGAUGUCGUUCUUGGCAUUACAAAGCACCUCAGACAAGUAGGAGUGGCUGGAAAGUUUGUUGAGUUUUUUGGAAGUGGAGUUUCACAAUUAUCUAUAGUGGAUCGAACUACAAUAGCUAACAUGUGUCCAGAAUACGGUGCUAUCCUCAGCUUUUUCCCUGUUGACAAUGUGACAGUAAAGCAUCUAGAGCAUAUAGGCUUUGACAAAGCCAAACUCAAGUUAAUGGAAACAUAUCUUAAAGCUGUGAAGUUGUUUCAAAGUGACCAGAAUCAUUCAGGACAGCCUGAAUACUCCCAGGUGAUCCAGAUUAAUCUGAAUUCAAUUGUUCCAUCUGUCAGCGGUCCAAAAAGACCUCAGGAUAGAGUUGCUCUGACAGAUAUGAAAAGUGAUUUCCAAGCUUGCCUGAAUGAAAAGGUUGGAUUUAAGGGCUUCCAAAUAGCAUCUGAAAAACAAAAAGACAUCAUCACUAUUGGUUAUGAAGGAAGUGAAUAUAUGUUGUCUCAUGGAUCAGUGCUCAUCGCUGCAGUGAUCAGCUGCACCAACAGCUGCAACCCGUCUGUCAUGCUCGCUGCAGGUCUUUUGGCCAAAAAAGCUGUGGAAGCUGGUCUGCGUGUGAAACCUUACAUCAGAACCAGCUUAUCUCCAGGCAGCGGUAUGGUGACUCAUUACCUCAGUGCAAGUGGAGUGCUGCCUUAUCUCAGUGAGCUUGGGUUUGAGAUCGUCGGCUACGGAUGUUCCACCUGUGUAGGAAAUACAGCACCUUUACCAGACGUAGUUUUAAAUGCAGUUAAACAGGGCGAUUUAGUUACCUGUGGAGUUUUAUCGGGAAACAAAAAUUUUGAAGGUCGUCUUUGUGACUGUGUUCGUGCCAAUUACCUUGCUUCUCCACCCCUAGUGGUCGCCUAUGCAAUAGCGGGCACAGUGAAUAUCGAUUUCCAGACAGAACCAUUAGGUACAGACUCCUCUGGCAAGAAUGUUUAUCUGCAUGAUAUUUGGCCCACACGAGAAGAAAUCCAUCAGAUUGAGGAAGAACAUGUUAUAUUUUCAAUGUUUAAAUCAUUGAAAGAGAAACUUGAGAUGGGAAACAAACGAUGGAAUUCCUUAGAAGCACCUGAUUCACCUUUGUUCCCGUGGGAAGUGAAGUCCACUUAUAUCCGAUGUCCUUCCUUUUUUGAUAAGCUUACCAGAGAACCAGUUGCCUUACAGCCCAUUGAGAAUGCCCACGUCUUAUUGUACCUUGGAGAUUCUGUCACCACAGAUCACAUCUCGCCUGCUGGGAGCAUCGCCAGGAGUAGCGCUGCUGCCAAAUACCUGACACACAGAGGCCUCAGUCCUCGUGAAUUCAACUCAUAUGGAGCCAGGAGGGGGAAUGAUGCCGUGAUGACAAGGGGCACCUUUGCCAACAUCAAACUUGUCAAUAAGUUCAUAGGCAAACCAGCGCCCAAAACAAUUCAUUUCCCAUCAGGACAGAAGCUGGAUGUCUUUGAGGCUGCUGAACUGUACCAGAAAGAAGGUAUCCCACUGUUGAUCUUAGCAGGCAAGAAAUAUGGUUCCGGAAAUUCCAGAGACUGGGCUGCCAAAGGACCCUAUUUGCUGGGUGUUAAAGCCAUUUUGGCAGAGAGCUAUGAAAAAAUCCACAAGGAUCAUUUGAUAGGAAUUGGAAUUCUGCCUCUUAAAUUCUGUCCAGGAGAAAGUGCAGAUUCUUUGGGUCUCUCUGGUCGAGAAACAUUCUCUUUUACAUUUCCCAAAGACCUCUGUCCUGGAUUCACAUUAAUGAUGAAGACCAGUACGGGCAAAGCAUUUGAAGUCAUUGCUUCUUUGGAAAACGAUAUGGAAAUAACUUUGUAUAAACAUGGAGGAUUAUUAAACUUUGUGGCCCGGAAAUUCUUAUAGUACCUCCUCACAUCACCCACCCUUCUGUGCUGGACCCAGGAAUCAUUACGACGGAGCCACGGGCAGCCCAUGCAGUUUGCUGGGUCACCUCACUUACGGGCAUAGUCAACGAUGGCGAACCUAUGAAGUCUGUCGACUUUAAAUAAUACACACAUGGUGCUAUUUUCAUUGCUAAAAGUCAGUGUGUGAAAUGUCAUUGCGAGAACUUGUAAGUAAGCAGGUGGGUGUUUGUAAAUAAUGGGAAACUUUUAUCUAUCUCGUGUUGAACCUUCUUGUAUAAAUUACCUUCCCACAGUUGUAGUUGGAACCUCUAAAACUGUCUACUGCUGUUUGUUGGUUUAAGAGUAGCCUGUUAUCCCAGAAGGCAGAGUACACUGGAAUCAAUGAACAUUAGAACUCUUUUCUGUGAGCUCUUUUAAUUCCUAACUCCCUUUUAGAAUUAAGCUUUUUUUUUUCACUUAUUUUGCAUUAUUUUUUAUUCUAUACAUAAUGCUCUAACCAAUUUUGCUUUUUCCAUACAUAGUAUACCCCAAUCAUUUUUAAACCAAACACACUAUAAUUGAUUUUAAAGAACAAAUUGUAGAUAUAAUUAAGGCCAAUUAAACUAAGUGAACUAAAAUGUUGGGUAUACCUUUCAGCGGCUACACUGUGACUUGAGAGCGGGUCAUGGGGUCCCUGCAGGUGCAGGGGUGUCUGGAGGAAAGAUUUUUUUCUUUCUGGCUGUUGAACAGCUGCUCUGAGCAUGCUAGAGGUCCCAAGUUUCAGCCAGGAAUUUAUGCAAACUACCUUUCUGCUGCUCUUUCGGAAUAAUAAAGACGGGCAAAGAUGGGGCUGCACCAUCAGAAUUCCAGUUCCUAGGGCCACCCAAUGUGUUGAGAACUGGCUUCUGAAUCAGUGUUGUUGGGUCACCCCUGGUAGCUCUCGGACCCUCUGGCUGUUCUGGAGUCCAUCAAAUAGACUGGACACGGCGACCUUCCCUUAGAUGGCUGUGAGUUUCUCCCUAGAUGAAUGGCCAUGCCUGGACACCUCUCAAGAGAAGCUCUCUAUGGAUGUGAUGCUGGAGACCUACCAGCUCCUGCGGCCCAUAGGAAAAUGCAGGGUGACGCCUGCACUGAUCUUCCUUGGGAGUCUGCAGAGAGGUGUGUUUGGAGAAUGCAGAGUACCAGUGCAGAAUUCUACCAAUUUACAUUCAAAAAUUAACUUUUGGAAUGGGAUCUCCAAACAGGAGUGAGUUGGAAAGCUGAAACCCCCACUGGGUUUUGCAUGAUUCUGUGGUAUGAGCCACAGCCUCGAGGGAACAGCCCUGCCUGUAUCGUGAUGGGACUGAGAACUCUGGGGUUAUCUGUUCACUUGGCCAGAAUGAGGAGAGCAUCCUCGCUGUGGAGACCCAGUCUAUUUGUCACAACACUCCUGAGUCUGGUUUGUCCAGUCCUUGGAUUCAGUACUCCAGAGUUGGGUCACUUUCUGCCAAGCAACCAACAGUGUUUGCUCUGAGCCCCUCAUGUCAAGAGGCUCACAACAUUCUCCAUAGAGUGGGACUACCACAGGCAAUCAAUGUGAGGGGCACUGCCCUGUGCUUGGCACUGUGAUGUGCCCUCGGAUACUCCUAUUACACAGGAUUCCUCUGACAGCUAAGUGACAUACUCUUGAGUCAGUGGUCACAUCCAAAUUAUUCUAAAACUAAGGAAGUUGGGAAAGGCAACAAAUGUCAUAUUUGUCCUGAACAUGGCAAGGCCUGCACUUAUUCAUUUCCCUUAUUGGACACAAGAAAAUUGAUACAGGAGAAAAGGCUUAGACAUGUCAGGAGUGUGGGAAGGCCUUUUCUCGGUCCUCAAUGCUCAUUAGGGUCAUAAAUAUUCAUAUAGGAGAGAAGCUUACUUAUUAGGAGUGUAGGAAGGCCUUCACCCAUUCAUCAUUACUUAUUAGUCACAAGAGCACUCAUACAGGAGAGAAGCCUUAUUCAUGUCAGGAGUGUGGGAAGACCUUCACUCGAUCAUUUCUUAUUAGGGAUAUGACUCUGUACAGGAGAGAAGCCUUAUACCUGUCAGAAGUGUGGAAAGACCUUUUCUCGAUUCUCAAUGCUCAUUAGGCACAUGAAUAUUUUUACAGGA
Molecule: messenger RNA, 5089 nt
Organism: Suncus etruscus (white-toothed pygmy shrew)
Lineage: Eukaryota; Metazoa; Chordata; Mammalia; Eulipotyphla; Soricidae
Gene: IREB2
Product: iron responsive element binding protein 2
Exons: 23
Coding region: 87-2978 (963 amino acids)
Biological process (GO): citrate metabolic process; tricarboxylic acid cycle
Cellular component (GO): mitochondrion; cytosol
Molecular function (GO): 4 iron, 4 sulfur cluster binding; aconitate hydratase activity; iron-responsive element binding
Source: RefSeq, a predicted model, not a curated record